Messenger RNA from Centropristis striata (black sea bass), 4333 nucleotides. RefSeq names its product phospholipid phosphatase-related protein type 3-like. The coding region runs from base 223 to 2889 and encodes 888 amino acids. Gene Ontology annotation, molecular function: phosphatidate phosphatase activity. The record is from RefSeq and is a predicted model, not a curated record. Lineage: Eukaryota; Metazoa; Chordata; Actinopteri; Perciformes; Serranidae. The transcript has 9 exons. Gene Ontology annotation, biological process: signal transduction; phospholipid metabolic process; phospholipid dephosphorylation.
AUAAACCCUUUCAGGCUUAGCCAGCCUUUGAAAACCUUUUGAACCUUCAGUAUAUUUCAUUCAUCAAAUACUGUAAGUCCAUGCCUGGCAGAAGUUAGAACAUCUUUUUGAUUCUUUCAGAAAUAUUGAUUAUAGAAACCCUUGAAAGCGCUCUGAGGCCUCCUCUCUAACAUCUUUUUGCAAUCUGCUAUCCCAACAGGCUGUGACUGGUCCCACCCCAAGAUGACAUCCCCCAAAAACAAAGCCAAGAAGAAACCGCCAAAAGACAGCAUGACGCUGCUGCCAUGCUUUUAUUUUGUAGAGCUCCCGAUCGUCCUGUCCUCCUUGGUGUCCCUGUACUUCCUGGAGCUGACAGAUGUGCUGUCCCCCGCGAUGGUGGGCUUCCGUUGCCAUGACCGCGACCUCUCCAUGCCCUACGUUGAGACGGGCGAUGAGCUCAUCCCUCUGCUGAUGCUGCUGAGCUUGGCCUUCGCUGGUCCUGCAGCGUCCAUCAUGAUGGGGGAGGGCCUCAUGUACUGUUUGCAGUCCAAACUGAAGACAUGUCCCAAGUCAGAGAGCAGCAUCAACGCUGGAGGCUGCAGCUUCAACUCCUUCCUACGCAGAACCGUACGCUUCGUCGGUGUUCAUGUGUUCGGUCUCCUGGCAACAGCCCUGGUGACAGAUGUCAUCCAGUUAGCGACUGGUUACCACGCCCCUUUCUUUCUCACCGUCUGCCAGCCCAAUUACACGGCCCCGGGAGUGUCAUGUGACAAUAAUGCCUACAUCACACGGGACAUCUGCAUGGGGAAGGACCAGUAUGCCAUCAUGUCAGCUAGGAAAACAUUUCCUUCCCAGCAUGCAACGCUCUCCGGCUUCGCUGCUGUCUAUAUCUCGAUGUAUUUCAAUGCCAGCAUCAGCAGCACGACCAAGUUGCUGAAGCCGCUGCUGGUGUUUGGGUUCUGCAUGGCGGCGGGCCUCGCCGGACUGACGCAGAUAACUCAACACCGCAGUCACCCGAUAGACGUGUAUGUGGGAUACCUCAUAGGGGCCGGCAUCGGAGUCUACCUGGCUGUGUAUGCAGUAGGAAACUUCAAAGCAUCAGAAGAAGAUGCUCCCUCUUUGCACAGACUGGCCCAAGCUCAGCAGAAGGACGGCCUGAGGGUGCUGAGCCAGCGGAGUCAUGACUCCCUGUACAGGAAGACGCCCAGGGUGUCAGAGAGCAGAGAGGAGCUGGCGGCCGGGCUGGGCUCCGGGGCUCGCAGUAAGGUGAGGAGGGAGAAGGCGUCGCUGGCCUCCCUCAAACGAGCGAGUGCAGACGUGGAGCUCCUUGCAACCCGGGGUCCCAUGGGUAAAGAAACCAUGGUAACCUUCAGCAACACCUUGCCCCGAGUCGCAAAUGGAAACAGCCCCAUCUCCCCCUCAGACGAGCUGCCCACCACGCAGCGCCACAUGACCUUCCACGUGCCCUUUGACCCCCAGAGGUCCCGGCAGCUGGUGUCAGAGUGGAGGCAGCGCUCGCUGGAGCUCCGCAGCCAGAGCUCACGAGACGAGGAGGAGGGGAUGGAUGGGAUGGAUUUAGGAGAUGAAGGAGCAGCAGGAGAAGGAGAGCAGGAGAUGCCUUCCUCUCUUUACCCCACAGUACAAGCCAACAAAGGCACCGCCACGCCCACUGGAGCCAGGAUAGUGGUGGCCCCUCCCCUAGUUCACAUCCCUGAGGAGGCCACUCGGCCUCCCCCUGUCUCCCCCAAGAGCGCCAAGACCCGCGCCAAGUGGCUGUCACUCACAGAGGGAGGAGGGGUGAAAGAGCCGGAGAAAGGGCCCAUAGCGGUGUCGACUCCCCGCGUGCCCAACACGCAGCCCAACCAGCCGCCCAGCCAGCAAAGAGUCACUCAGGUGAUAGCCAUGUCUAAGCAGCAGGGUCAUGGAGUCACUUCGUCCACUAAGACGUCAGAAGGGGGCUCCUCCUCGGGUGGCGGGUCCAACUGCUCCGAGUCGCCCUAUUACCGGAUCCCAUCUGAUCGAGACAGCUGCACUGGGAGCAACCCAGGGAGCAUCGCCGGAAGUGGGAGCAUCGUCACAAUCGACGCUCACGCCCCUCACCACCCGGUGGUGCGUGUGUCGGCCAAUAACGGCAAGCCGUGGGAGUGGAGGAACACCAUCAGCGGUAACAUGAUGGCCGCCGAAACAGCAGGGGACAAACACCGCGUGGCUCUGCAGCGACAGGACACCGUCAAUCACUACCGGGACUACCGGACACUGCCAGUGAAAACUGACUCGCUCUGCUCCUCCUCGGCCAGCGGCAGCGCCGAGGGAGGACCGGAGCUUCCUCCCCCACCUCUCCCCACCUCCUCCUCCCCUCUUCCUCCCCCUCCUCAGCUGUCAUCACCUCUACCGCCUCCUCCUCCUCACUCCUCUUCUUCCCCCUUGCCUCCCCCUCCUCACCCAAGCUCCUCACCUUUGCCUCCUCCUCUCCCUCACCCUGCCUCCUCCCACAUGCCUCUUCCCCUUCACCUGUCCUCCCAGAUGUCCCCACCACCCCUGCCGUCAUCCUCUCAAAUGCCCCCUCCUCCUCACCAAUCCUCCUCCCAAAUGCCUCUACCUCCUCACCCAUCCUCUUGUCAAAUGCCCCCACCUCCGCACCCCAUGUCCGGUCCACUGCCCCCACCUCCACAUCCAUCCUCUUCCCCUUUGCCGCCGCCACCUCACCACUCAUCCUCCAUGCCUCCGCCUCCUCACCCGUCCAGCUCCAGCAUGCUUCCCCCUCCUCCCCAUCCCGACUUACUGAUGGACAGCCACAGCCAGUCGCUGUCCCGCACCUCCACCCUGCCUCGCCGGCCCUCUGUUUCCGCCCGCAGCCACGCUGAGCAGGAGCACUACUACAAGGCCAUGCAGAACGAGAGGAUGUUAUAGUUAAGACAUCAUUGUCAUAUCAAUGAUUGUACUGAAGACUCAGCUGAAAGAGACAGUGACAAACAAAGUAGGUCGUGGCAGGUGAAUAAAGAUUUAUGACUUUUGAAAAAUGACAAAAAGGUUUAGUGACCAGAACAGCAGCUUUGGUCAAAAUGCUGGAGGCAGCAGGGGCGGAGGACUGUGGCGAGGUCUGGUAGUUCACACGCACUCAGCAGAUCUGGGUUUCUCCUGCUCACACGUACUGCCCACAGCGCCGACUCAACAGCUCUGACUGGGAAAAGAACAGACAAGAGAAGAAAGGGGAGUCAAAGAGAGCAGGGUGAAGAAUUAAAAACCCUAGCUCACCUUGUUCCAGCACGCACAUCCUCCGUGUUUCUUUAAGACACAUUCAGAAAAGGAGGGGAGGCUGAGGCUGCAGCUGAAAGAGAGAUAUCACAAUGAACGGUCUGGGAUUUGCUAAAUCGAGUUUCCCUUGAGAGGCUGGAUAAGACUGAGAAAACAAAACAACUACAGGCAAUACUAGCUCUCCUUAAACUAGGAGAGCAGCUUUUUGAGGUUGCCAGCCAUUACACACAGAGAUUUUGCUGUUGUAACCAGCUGGAAAACUUCAAAGCAACCAAAAGCAAUGAAUUAAGUGCAGUAAUGUUAAGUUCAACCGCUGGUUCAAGAGUAUUUGCCACAAUCCACAAAAGCAUGAGAGUCUUUUUACCCCUCUGAAUACACAAAUCAAAUGGGGAAUUUUAUGUUUGACGCCAAGCAAAUCUUUCAGUAUCCACCGCAGAGAGCCAGCUUACGAGGCGUUGCUUCUGGUUUGGGGUGUGAGAAGGAGGAGGAGGGGUGGGCAUAAGGAGGAUCACGCACAGUUGGGCACCCCUAUGCAGACGUCACUGACUGGAUUACUGUUGUAAACAUGAGAGGCAGUGGAAUGGAAAGAGAAUUGUUCCUAAAGUGAAGAGGGUGGCUGGGCCGCGCAGCACAGCGAGCCAGGGAGCCAGUCUGUCUUUGCUGUGUGCAAAACCUGCCACGGAGCCUGAAGCAGCUCUAAGGAGAUUAACGUUUGUUUAUCAAACCAUGCUAGCACUCUCUUCCCUCCGUAGCCCUUUGCAUUCACCCUCUGGCAAAUCACAAUGGUGACGAGACUGUUAAUGGAAAGCUGCCCAGUCCACAGUGCAGACGGCCAUCACCAGCAACAUGCACACUGGCUCAAGGAGGUGCUGGCUGGAUGCAACUAAUUGGCUCUUGUUGCUAGCAGUCUCCAUUUAUACCUGUUAGCAUUCCAAAGAUUCUGGUACCACUUUCUGACGAUGCAUACUUUCUAAGGGGUUUGUAAGUUGUUGUAGAUGUUUUGAAGUGUGGUUGUAAGAGGUACUUAUAAGACGACGUCUACAUGACCCAGUUUGGAGGAUCCAGCAGGAGUAGCUUCAUGGAAGCUAAGCAAUGUACU